UUUUUGCUCUAGCCCGGCUCGAACCCGGGCUUUGACCUUAAGUAUCGGUGGGGAACUUCUCUCACCAGUUGUUCGGGAACGAGACAUGACCGACGCGGUGGAGUGGGCCACUAUGAAAGCCGGGCAGGGCAUGAUGUCUGGAGAGAUCAACAAGAACUGGCUCUUCUGCAUCCCCAUCCAAGUGGGCCCUGCCACGGAGUACGCGCGUGGUUUGAGGCACUGGUUUGCCUUCAUCAUCCUGCUGCAGGUGGCUGAAGGUGUUUGCCAGUUGGUCUUAAAGACGGCCUUGCUGAACGCCUUGUACAUGGCGGUGGCGGCAUUCAUUGGCCUCUAUGCUUGGUAUCAGGACAUGAACAUCACCUACGUUUGCCUAUGGGGCCUCACAUCCCUUUUCCUGGGCGUCAUGGCCAUCAUCUCCAACCUCAUCCCGGUCAUCACUGGCGUUUUGUCGUUGGACGUGGUGGGGCUCGUGUUGGCGAUCAGCGGUCCACUGAUCUACGCACUCGCUGGAGCCUUCGCGUGGCACCUCUAUAACGACUAUGCCGAGGAUCAUGGGCGCAAGGCCUCCUCCUUCGACCCCUUUGGGCAGUAUGGUGCCAAGUACGACCCCUUGGCGAAGGUGCCCAUGUCCGACAGCGUCUUGGACCAGGCGGCGGGCCGCUUGUUCGACUCCCACAGCCCCGGCGCCUUUGGUCCGGCAGGCUAUGGCGCUGCGGUCUCAGACGACAUCUUCCAGGGCCGACGUGAGAGGGGAGGGGUUUGCUGCUAGAGCGAGCGAAGCCGCGUCCAGCGGAUGCGGAGAUGCCGAAGGUGCAAGAAACCCGGGCUGGCCGGCUAGAUGUGUGGCAUUGUUUAGUUGUGGG
This is a messenger RNA of Durusdinium trenchii, 863 nucleotides long. NCBI's taxonomy places the organism in Eukaryota, Dinophyceae, Suessiales, Symbiodiniaceae. The record is from the annotation of a GenBank genome assembly.